Drosophila montana is the source of this 4634-nucleotide messenger RNA. RefSeq lists its product as uncharacterized. Bases 74 to 4042 code for a protein of 1322 amino acids. The record is from RefSeq and is a predicted model, not a curated record. The transcript has 5 exons. NCBI's taxonomy places the organism in Eukaryota, Metazoa, Arthropoda, Insecta, Diptera, Drosophilidae.
ACCAGAAACAGGGCAGACAGCGGAUCGUUUCUUUGUUCUUGGCCUGCUGCGCGAAAAAUAAAGCACUGCAAGAAUGGGCAAUGCCGAGUCAACGCAGCCCGAAGCACAUGAUUCAGAUCCGUCCACGGCGAGCGUGGGCGCAACGCUGCCAACGGCGCCCGAUGAGCCCUGGUGGCAGCAGAUUGAGCACGAGAAUUUAAUACUGCAGCAGCUGCCUGCCGAUACUGCAGCCAAAGUGCAGCUGGAGCCGGAGCAAGCCAUAGCCAACAUGGAGACCAAACCGGAGUCAACCGUCGCUGAGCGUGAGCCCACGCUGGAGGAGUUCCGGGAGCAGCUGGCCAGCAAGCGACUGGCACGUCAAACGGCCGUCCAGGAUAUGCGCGAGGAGCUGGUCAGCUUGCGCCAGCAAUUGGCCAAGGAGCAGGCGGAAAAUCAACGUCUGCGCAGGCAGACACAGGGCGAGGCGGCAGCGGAGGGAACUCACCCAGCGCCAGCUGUGGAGGCGCAGCUGGAGGAGCAACUGGAUCCGGAUGAUGAGAAUCCCAGUAGUCGGAGUCGUCAUGCCAACAUUGAGCUGGCCAAUGCACAGCUGGCACUGCAGCUGGCCAAUGCGGAUAAUCUGUCGCUGCGCAGCGAGGUGGAUGUGGUGCAGCGCCAGGUGGGCACCCUCAAGGAGGUCAUCUGCUGCUGCAAGCAGAUGCUCAGCGUCAAGGAGGAGCAGUGUGCACAGCUCAAGAUGAAACUGCAGGAGAUAGAGAACUCGUUCAGCGAGCGCGAAAUGAAGAUCAUGUCCAAUAAUCUGCGCCAGGAGUACGAACGUCAGCUCGUGAAUAUACGACAGCUGCGGCAGCUGUACGAGGAGCGACAACGCGUUGCCGCCGCGGAAUAUGAGAAUUUGCAGCGUCUCAUCUCGAUUAAAAAGGAUGAGCUAAUCGCCGAGCAGGAGAAAACAAAAGGCUUCGAGGAGCGCAAUCAAGAGCUGCUCAAGGAGCUGGAAACAGCCAACGAGCAGCUGGCCAAGCUGCGAGACGAAUGCGCCGAGCACAAGUACGAGAAGCGCGCGCUCAAGGACCAAGUGGGCGCAGUCAAUUUGCUCUUUAGCCAGCUGGUAAUGGGUUUCAAUGGCAAGAAUAAUCUGGAUAUUGAUCGCUUGACACAAAUGCUGGAGGAGAAUCGCGACCUGUUGAACGAGAUGACCCAGGCGGAGGGCAGCUGCAGCGAUGGCGCCACGCUGCCCAAGCUCCUAUUCGAGCUGGUCGAGCAGGCGGCCAAAUCGGGCGACGACGAGCACGAGAGUGACAAAAGUCGCAGUGCAACGCCCACGCCCACGCCCACGCCAAACCCAGAGCAGGCAGCCGGCAGUGAGGUCAGGGCCUUGAGCGGAGACAUCACCGACUGCUCUGUGAGGCCGGAGAGCAGCGGCAGGAAGCAUCGCAGGCGCAUCGGAGGAGGAGGAGGAGGAGGAGGAGUUGGUGGUGCAACCGCUGCGGCUACGUUAAAAAGCCAUGAGCCCGAAAUUAUGGGAAAAGUUGCUACGGCCCAAGAAAUCAUUGGCAACUUGCCAAAAGUUUGGAAAGUGUUGAUGGAGCUCUUGAGUCACCACAAAAUCGAGCGCGUGCAGUUUGAAGAGCAGCCACCAGCACUGGCAGCCACCGAGGAUGCCCACAAGACUGCGGCCACAACAACAACAGCACCAACAACAACUCCAACAACAACAACAACAACAGGAACAACAACGGGAACGGGCAAGGCGCCGGAGCUGAGCGUGAGCAAGACCUACAUCAAGCUGAAGGAUCUGAUUUUGGAAAAGAAAUCGCUGGUUAAGGAAACGAAUCGUCUGAAGACCCUCAACUGUCACUUGGACUACAGGCUGAACGAGCAGGAGAAGCGUUUAAGUGCGGUCAGCUUGGAGCUGACGAAAACCUGGCAUUUGGUUGGUAAAAUGCAGCGUCAGCAUCGCCAGCUGCACACACAGGAGCAGAUAUUGCGCUACCAGCUGCAGCAGAAGCGACGCCUGCUCAGCGAGCUGAAGGACGAGCUGGAAUAUUGUCGACGCAAAUGGGCGGCGGCCCGGGCCAAAAACGACGAAAGCCAGGAACAGUGCAACGAUUGGCGCCGCGAAUUCGCGCGACGCAAACUCGAGGAUGCCAAUCACUCGGCGGAAAGUGGUUACAGCGACUCCGGGCCACAUUCAGACGAGGAUACAGCGCUGGGAGCAGCAGUUGCUGCCGCCGCAGCAGCAGCCGCAGGCGUUGAUGAGGCGGAGACAGCACCGCGUCGCAAACACUUGAGGGAUCAGUUCGAGCACACGCGCAAAAUAAAGCGCAUGCAAAGCACAUCGCCGGGUCGCCAGGCCGCGGCGGCAGCUGCGACUGCCGAAGCCGAGCAGGAGCAGGAUGAGGAGAUUAUUUUGCGCUGGAAUAGCGCGCCGCCCACUUGCGGCUGGCGCGAGGGCAGCGAGUACGAAGAGGACGACAUGGAUGUGGCUGGAUCGUCACGCGGCGCCGUGGCCAAAACCGUGCACAGUUCACGCAGCAGACAGCGCGGCAAAUUGGAGCCCGCCGUCAGCUCGCUGUCGCCCUCUCCGACAGCCACAGACGCGGGCACGGCGAGUCGCAUACAGAAACUGGAGCAACAGUGCCAGUCACUGAUACAGCAGGUGCUGGAAACGAGCGGCAAUCGGGAGCGCCUCGAGGUGCAGCUGUGUCGCUUCCAGGACGAGAUUGCGCCCGUGCAGCAUGCGGUGCCGCUCGAUGAGUUCAUCAAUCGCAAGCGCCUGGAGCGCUUGACGCGCGCCAGCUCCGCUCCAGCCACCGGCGGGGGCGGAGGCAGUCUGACCCCGCGCGAGGAGGAGUACACGCGCAAGCGCUCCGAGCGCCUGGGCCGGCUCGAGGAGGAGUCGCGCCAGCUGCUGUCGCGGAUCAAACGCACCACAGAUCGUGGACACUAUCUGAAGAAGUCGCUGGAUCGCAUUCGACGGGCGCCCAGUCGCGAGGCGAGCUUCGAGAGCAACACCGAGGAGGAGCCCAAGGAGGAGCCGGUCGGAACUCCCCUAACCGCCGAUGAGGAGGCCUACACGACGCGUCGUGCGGCCCGGCUGCAGCGUCUGGAGCAGGAGAGCCAACAGCUGUUGACGCAGCUCUCGCGGAACACGGAGCGCGGCGAGGGUCUGGCCAACAAGCUGGACACGCUGCACGAGCGGCACGAUCAGGAUCGAGCCACAGUCGAGGAACCUACAACCGCUCUCAGCGUGGCCAGCAUCUCGCAGACCGUGGAGCAGCGCCUGGAGGACAUUGAGCGCGUGUCUGCGAAUCGGGCGGAGCGACUGCGUCGCCUGGAACUGGAGGGCGAUGAGCUCAUCGCCCGGCUGAGUCACACAUCCGAGCGCGGCACCGCGAUGAUCAAUCGCAUAGCGAAGCGUGAGGCGACACGGCGCCAGGAGGCGGAGCUGCUGGAGCAAACGCUGCCCGUCGAGGAGCAGGCAACCAGCAGCCUGGACACUGUCCCCAUAGCCAGCACAAGCACCGUGGAGGAACCCAGUGAAGCCGCCUGCUGCGUGACGGUCACGACCAUCGCCAGCCAGCUGGCCAUGCAGCAGUCCACGGGCGCCAUACCAAAGAGCCCAACCAUACCAAGGAGCCAACCCCAAGCGCAGCUGUGCGCCGCAAAGCGUCAUGAGGAUGCCCACAAGAAGCAGCGCAGCAAGGAGACAACGGAGCAGGAGAGGGUCAAAGAUGUGCCAGCUGCCCAGACGGAGACUUUGGAGGACUUGGUGCAACGUCUGCGAGCAUUGCCCUAUGCCGCAGACGCUCAAAGCGAAGUGGUGCAGGUCGAAAGUAGAGAGAAAGAGGAGCCCAAAUGUGGAGACCAGGAGCAGUCCGAAAGUGGAGAGCAGCAGAAGCCGCAGGAGGAGCCUCAGGACCAGCCGCAGGAGGAGCCUCAGGACCAGCCUCAAGAGCAGCCUCAGGAGCAGCCGCAGGAGCAGCAGCAGGAGCAGCAGCAGGAGGAGGAGCAGGCGCAGGAGAAGGAAGGCAAUUGUUAACUUCAAGACUUUCUAUCAGGACUCCAGGGAAGUUCGCUUCUGGUAACAUUUUCUAAUUAUAAAAAAAAAAUCAAUGGGAAUAUCGAAAACUGGAGUACUUUCUACCUUAUCCAAUGCAUGGUAAAAUGAUACACUAUAAAUUUAAUUAUAAACUACGAAUACUCGCUGAUUUACUGCUCAGCCCGAUUCCUAUAGCUAUAUAUGUCAUGCAUAUGUAUGUCAUGCAUAGGUAUGUCAUGCACAUGUAUAUCAUGCACAUGUAUGUUAUGUCAUGCAUAGGUAUGUCAUGCAUAUGUAUGUAUGUCAUGCAUAGGUAUGUCAUGCAUAUGUAUGCCAUGCAUAGGUAUGUCAUGCAUAUGACUGUCAUGCUUAUGGAUGUCAUGCAUAUUAUGUCAUGCAUAGGCAUGUCAUGGAUGUCUAUGUCAUGCAUAUGUAUGUCAUGCAUUUGUAUGUCAUGCAUAGGUAUGUCAUGCAUAUGUAUGUCAUGCAUUUGUACGUCAUGCAUAUGGACAUAUGUCAUGCAUAUGUACGUCAAUUGUGUGCUUUGGGCCUUUCGAUUAAAUACGCAAAAUAAAUAAAUGUUUACUAUAAA